ACUACUAAUAAUACGUAUCAUUUUUCGAUCUAGAGUAACCUUUGUGAGGGCAAGCGUUCAAUAAUUGAUUUUGAGGGCUGCUGCAUUUACCGGCAUUGCUCGCACCAAACGGCUAAUUCCGGCAUUUAACAAUUAUCUCUACACCAAAUAUCUGUAUUGGUUCCUGCACCCACCGGCAAAAGAAAAAGCAGCUAUUACAACUUUCCACCACCCGCCAAUUUUACCAUCCAACAUGCCGCACCACAACAAUCACCAUGAUGAUGAUGAUGUGAUUUUAAUUCCCCACCCUUGUUCAUAUCGUGGACGUUCUUCGAACUCAUCCAAAUCGGUGUGUGCGGCCUAUUGUGAUUGUGAAUUUCCCAAAUCGACAAUAGUGGCGGGUUAUAAGGGUCAUGUUCCAGAUUUGAUAAAAUGUCGUUGUGGUGAAGAUGAUCCGGCAUAUCAUUGCAUCAAUUGGCAUUGGCAUCAGCAGUCGGAAUUAGAUAUCCAUUUGGAGGGACCUAAUGUGACAUUCCAUCCAACCUACUCACAGGGAACUGCCAUUGUAAGGGGUGAAGAGCCUCUGGCACCGAAUAUGAUGCAUUUCUGGGAAAUGCGUAUACUCACAGCACUGUCCGGCACAGAUGUGAUGUUCGGCGUGGGCACGGACAAGGUCGAUUUAACCCAAUUCAAAUUCCAUUUCGUUUCGGCCUUGGGAACAAAUGCCCAAUCGUGGGGCUUCUCCUACGAGGGUAAAAUCCAUCACAACGGCUAUCAAUUGCCGUAUGGACAAAAAUUCUCUCAGGGCUGUAUAGUAGGAGUCCUGUUGGAUCGAACACGAGGACAGUUGGAAUUCUUUUUAAAUCGUCGUUCCCUUGGUGUAGCUUUCACUAACAUACCCACCGAUCCCAGUGUUAAAUUAUAUCCCAUGAUCUGUUCAACAGCAGCUAAAUCAUCAAUACGUCUCAUCAAUGCCACCUCCCAACAUGAAUGCCUACAGCUGAGAGCUUUUCGAGCUGUUUCGAAACAACCCAAAGCCAUGGAAGAGCUAAGACAAUUGCCGGGCCUAAAGACGAUCAUGAAUGAUUAUUGGUUCCUUGCACCGCCCGUACGCUACUCGCAAGAAAGUAAAAAUUCUCAAAUCGAUAUGCUCGAUGAGGCAGUGCUGUCGAAGAAUCGACGAGGCCGCAAACAAAAAUACAAAGAUGACGAUGUUGAUGUCAAUGAUCUCUAUAGCAAUGCCCACAAAAUUGCCCUGCACCACCGCGCUGAAAGUGAUGAGGAGCCAGCUCUAAAUGAGUAUUUUGAUGAAUAUUUUCAUUAUCUUUUCUAAGCAGCCUUCCACACUACUGCACCAGUGCUUCGGCCUAGUUGUGAUAUGCUUUACUCCCCCUUUGACCUUGUGUGAAUUUUAGUUAGGUUUUGUAGAACUAUACUUUGAAUUGUGUUCAUUUUUCAUUUUAUGCCCAAUGAAGAAUAAUUUGCUUUUAGUCAUUAAAAUAAGUCAUUGUUAAGCUGUUUCCAUUAACCUUAGGACUUACGUUUAAAUAAAAGAAAUAUUAAUUUAAAA
This is a messenger RNA of Musca domestica (house fly), 1549 nucleotides long. Its product is annotated as SPRY domain-containing SOCS box protein 3. NCBI's taxonomy places the organism in Eukaryota, Metazoa, Arthropoda, Insecta, Diptera, Muscidae. Gene Ontology annotation, cellular component: SCF ubiquitin ligase complex. Gene Ontology annotation, molecular function: protein binding. Gene Ontology annotation, biological process: proteasome-mediated ubiquitin-dependent protein catabolic process. The coding region runs from base 233 to 1312 and encodes 359 amino acids. The record is from RefSeq and is a predicted model, not a curated record. The transcript is spliced from 4 exons.